AUGCCACCAGAAUUGCCUUAUUCUCGAUCUCCUGCAACUCCCUUAGUUCAUUUCUCUUCCACUCCGGUCUCACCCGACGCCAAAUUAAAGCUAUCUUUUGGAUACAAAUAUUGUUUGGGAAUCAAGAAGAUGAACUUUACCAAGAAAAAAAUCAUACCUUACCUUGUUUUCAUCUUAUCAGCCAUUUCAAUCCUCAGACUUCUUAGAAUCCUAGUAACCACUUAUUCUUCAUCACAUCCAUUGCCUGCUCUGCCUCCCGUUGAGCAAACAUGUUCUUCUCCUUCUCCCAUUUGUUCCAAACCUCCAUUACACUCAUCAGAGUCCUCAACACAUCGAUUCAAGCCCAAUGCCACCAGCCUCACAGAGAAAGAAUUCAAACUUCUUUCAAAUCUCAUUACUCAAAGAGUUCCUUGCAACCUUCUUAUUUUUGGGCUUGAAUCUCAGUACCUAAUUCUCUCAUCAAUCAAUGCAGGAGGCACAACCAUAUUUCUCGAAGAUGAUCCCGAGAAGCUAAACACAAUUAAGUCCAACACCAACACUUCCAGAAUCUACAGAGUUGAGCACCAAAUACCUGCAAAAGAAGCCUACAAGCUGCUAAGGCAUGGAAGGAAAAACCCUGCUUGUUUACCCACCUCAUUAAAGCUUCAAGAAUCAAAAUGUAGGCUUGCACUGAAGAAUCUACCUCAGCAGGUUUACGACCUCGAUUGGGAUGUGGUGGUGGUGGAUGGACCAAGAGGAAAUGCACCAGAAGCACCAGGAAGAAUGGCAGCAAUCUAUACUGCUGGUGUGAUAGCAAGGAAAGGGAAUGUGACAGAUGUAGUGGUGCACGAUGUCGAUCGGAUGAUUGAGAAAUGGUUUUCAUGGGAAUUUCUCUGUGAUGAGAAUUUGGUUUCUUCCAAAGGUAGAUUGUGGAAUUUCAGAAUCAAAGGUGGAUCAUCAAAUUCAACAAGAUUUUGUCCUGCAAAAGCAUAUAUAAUAGAGUAACAAAGAGAAGAAACAAUUGACUGUGGAGCUUUUUGAUCCACUUCUGCAGAUAUAAUUUAGUAAAGAACAGAUGCACUUAAUAGCGAAUGCAAAUCAGAGGCUGUUACGAUCAAUAUGUGCAAGUUUUUGGGUGUGAAAUCGAAUAUAUCAGGUACAGGAAUGCGAGUAUAUAUAUAGUAUGAAUGACAUAAGAAUGUAAAUUGUUCGUUAUUGGAUAUUAUAUAUGGUGUAUAUAUUUGUGUUGUGAUUUCAGAACCGAUGAGACCUAAACUGGGAGUUUUUUUAAGCUUUUGUUUGGACAAAGAAAGGAAUUGAAAGUGCUGUGGAUUUGACAUACAACAACUAUAUGAAUAGAACAAAAUUGAAAAAACAAAAAGAAAAAAGAACCCAUCUUAGAA
Ziziphus jujuba (common jujube) is the source of this 1382-nucleotide messenger RNA. RefSeq names its product arabinogalactan O-methyltransferase 2. The transcript has a single exon. The coding region runs from base 1 to 984 and encodes 327 amino acids. Gene Ontology annotation, biological process: xylan biosynthetic process. Lineage: Eukaryota; Viridiplantae; Streptophyta; Magnoliopsida; Rosales; Rhamnaceae. The record is from RefSeq and is a predicted model, not a curated record.